Molecule: messenger RNA, 1875 nt
Organism: Symbiodinium necroappetens
Lineage: Eukaryota; Dinophyceae; Suessiales; Symbiodiniaceae
Source: the annotation of a GenBank genome assembly
AUGGACAUGUCCUUUCCUGCGGAGUCAGCUCUGCAGAAGAGCCUGGAAAAUCUGGCCGCCAGCAUGUUCGACAGCAGCCUGAACAAAAUUACGUUUUGCAUACGCUUCCCUGUGGAGUUUCCUCUGAGCCCACCGGAAGUGUGGCUGCGGCGGCCACGGAUGAGAUAUCGAUCUGGUCAAUCAGGACCGGUGACCUUUGGUGGCCGUGUCUGCAGCAUGCUGUUGGCAUCUGCUGGCUGGCAGCCGGCUACCUCCAUGCUUGCCGUGCUGAAGGAGGUGCAGCAAAGCCUGGUGGAUUCUGGUAUCGAAGCCAACACCACCGUCUGCAUCAAGAAGGAAUACCCGAGAGCUUCCAUUCAAUUGCAGCGACUAAACACCGAGCUCUUCCCCACGGUGAACGGAUUCUGUCAGAUGGCGAUGACAGCGAUCUCCCCGGAAGAAGCUUCGGCCUUCCUGGGCGAUCUCUCCAGGCUGGAGGCCACCGACAAGAUCGGGCUGCCUUUCGCAUAUGCGAACAGUAUUUACAAGCGAGCCGAAUUAGGCGCCGAAUUGGUUUUGCCCUUGGUCUUCGAACUGAAAACACUUCUGGGGCGGAAGACUCACUGUGCCAUCUUUGAGUUCAUAGACGGCUUGCCGGACAAUCAUGUGCUAAUCCCAAAGUGGGUUAUGGAGGAUCUCGCAAUUGAUGAGAGGGAGCCGUUAAGGGUGCGCGGCGUGGAUCUUGAUUUGGUCACUGCUGUGAAAGUUCAGCCACAUAGCGUCGACUUCUAUCAAGCUGUUCGGGACAGCGGCCGUGAUGUUCGAGAACUGCUCACGGAAUCCCUCUCACGCUUCAGUACACUCACGGAGGACACCGCAGUCCCCAUUGAGGUGGGUGGCAGGCUGUACCAGGUGCAGGUGAUCACCGUGGAGCCCCACGGUGCCGUUCGCAUUAUCGACAUGGAUGUACAACACCACUUCGAGUUCAAGGUGGAGUUCGAGCCCGCUCCUGAUCUGGAGGAUGAAGCAGCUACGAAGGAGUUUCAAGACCGCGCGCUGAAGUCAGUGAAGCUGCGUCGGGAACGCUCGGCUGCUGGACGACAGGAAAUAGAAGAACGCCGCCGUGAAGCUCGACAGAAACGAUACGAGGGCUUGGUGGCAAGAGAGUCCGGGAACGUUAUCGACAAGAGUGAGGGAACGGUGGAAGUUGGCCUCAGGAUGCCCGAUGGGUCACAGCUGAAAGGCAAGUUCCCCGAGGGUGCAUCCGUCGCCUGCUUGAUGCUGGCUGCCUUGGAGAGCCCCUGGGCGAAAGCGGCGCUGCCUUGGGGCAUCUACCUGCGCAUGGCCUUCCCCAAGAAGGUGCUUGCAAGCCAAGAUGUCAUUGACAAAGGCUUUCACAGAAGCACCUUGAGUGUGCAGGAGGAGCAGGCACCGGAGAAGGACGAGGAGCUCUUUGCCGUUCUGCGCGAUGCGCCCUCCCCAAAGAAAUCCGUCAGCGCCUCCGGCAUGCCAGAGGAGUUGGCUCCACCGCCCUUGCCGGAACGUGACGAAAGCGAACUCUUCUCGAGAACGCAGCGCGCCUUCGAGAUGCAGCGCUUUCUGCGAGCAGGUUUCAACCUGGAGGAGGCUGAGAAGAAGUUCCAGGCAGGGGAGAUCUUGCCACCAACAGCAGCCUCGAGGCGCCCAGAGCCGCGGCCUCCGGCCGCCCUGGCUGCGCCCGCACCUGCCUCCCCGGCGGAGGAAGCAGAAGCCGAGGACGAGAAGGAGAAGCGGAUUGAGGCGGUUGUGGCCUUCACCGGGGCCGACCGCGAGGUGGCCAAGAGAGCGCUGGAGGAGAACCAGUGGAUCGAAGAGCUGGCCGUCAACAAAGUGCUUGACUCGCUCGACCAAAGCUGA